UCAUCAAACCUGUUAUUGAAUUAAAAGUUCAUGCAAGAUAAACUACAUUGAUUUUCAGUAGUAAUAUAAAAAGUGAGUACCACAAAACGGUAUGUUAGACUUUGCAUAUUUAGGAGAUAGUCGCAAAGAAUCGUAGCCUGAGUUUAUACGGCGAGGAACUACAAGGCACUUUUAUUUCGAAAGCCUCAAUCGGAUAUCGUACAUUCUAAGUUCUAGCCUGAUGCGUCUCCUGUGCUUACGUGCUGAGUUCGCACUACUUUUUAGGGAACCAGACGCGAGCCCCGUCCCGGAGCGACGAUGCUCCCGCACAGCGAGGCGGUGGUAGCGGCUGCUUUGGCCUUCCUUCUCCUCCUCUCGGCGGUGGCGGAGGCCCAGUACGAGAAGUAUAGCUUCAAGAGUUUCCCCGCCAAGGACGUGAUGCCGCUGGACUCUGCGUACAACUACGCACUGGAGCAGUACGCGGCGCACAACUGGGCAGAGAGCGUCAAGUACCUGGAACUCAGCUUGAGGCUCCACCGGCUGCUGCGGGACAGCGAGACGUUCUGCGGCCGCAACUGUAGCACCGUCAGCCGGAGGAAGGACGACGCAGAGCCAGUGGUGGCGGAGGAGGACGUCAGCCUCCGCGUCGUGCGCCACAUCCUGCUGAGAGCGGCUUGCUUGAAGAAGUGCAAGGCGAACUUUCCGGUGUUUAAACUCGCACACCCCCGGAGGGAUCUACUGGAGAGCUUUGAGAAAAGGACCCCAUAUCGAUACAUUCAGUAUGCAUACUACCAGCUCAACAACUUGGAGAAGGCGGUGUCGGCGGCCCACACCUUCCUCAAGAAGAACCCCAAAGACCCCCCACUGACCAAAAACAUGAAGUACUACAAGACGCUGGUGGACGUGGACGAAUAUCUCAUCGACCACGAGGAGCAGCCCUACGAGAGUGUGUUUGUGAAGAGUGUGUUGCUCUACAACAACGGAGACUUCAGUAGUAGCGCUCGCCACAUGGAGCAGGCCAUCACCUCCUAUCUGGACGUCUACGCACUCUGUCUGGACGGAUGCGACGGCUCCUACGAGAUUUUGGAAUUCAAGGAUUUCUAUCCCACCUUGGCAGAUUUGUACCUGGAGGCGCUAAAAUGCAAGGUGGGCUGCGAGGAGCAUCUGACCCCCAGCGUGGGCGGCUUCUUUGUGGAGAAGUUUGUGGCCACCAUGUACCACUACCUCCAGUUUUCAUACUACAAACUCAACGACGUAAAGAGCGCCGCCCCGUGCGCCGCCAGCUACAUGCUCUUUGACCCCGGCGACCAGGUGAUGCGACAGAACGUGGACUACUACGGCUUCUACCGGGAACAGUGGGGCCUCCAGGAGAAGGACUUCCAGCCUCGGCCUGAGGCCCUGAGAUAUUUCAAGCGGACCACCAAGCAGAAGGAGAUGCUGCAGUUUGCACUCAACUACCUUCAAACGGACGACGAGGGUGAGGUGAAUCCCGAGCACGCCGACGCCUCCCGAGCAGAGCAUCCCGACGCAGAGUUUGAGGGCAUGGGUGACUAUGAGGAGUCCAUCCUGUCAGAGUGGUGGCAGGAGCCCAAAACCAAGUGGGACACGGGCGAGGUGGAGGAAUGACCCUUUCACCCCCCCUCACACUGGAGCCUGAAGAAGAAGAAAGAGGAGGAACUCAUCAUGUUGAUCAAGAUGACAGGUUGACAUGUUCUCUCUUUGGCUGUCAUCAGCCUUUUAACUUUCAUUUCUCUUACUUGGUCUUCCUGUGCAGUCACAUUCUCACUUUUUACCGCAACAAAAGCAGGAAAACCAAGGCCACAUUUGACAUUUCUCUUCACAAAAGCAUUGGUCAAUGAAAUAUAUUAAAUAUGAUUGUUUUCUAUUGUACAUUAACUCUAUUGUUCAUUCUGGAUAAUUUAUUAUUGUUUGUUUUAUUUCUGGAAGAAGAAAAAAAGA
Molecule: messenger RNA, 1938 nt
Organism: Dunckerocampus dactyliophorus (ringed pipefish)
Lineage: Eukaryota; Metazoa; Chordata; Actinopteri; Syngnathiformes; Syngnathidae
Gene: p3h4
Product: prolyl 3-hydroxylase family member 4 (inactive)
Exons: 7
Coding region: 298-1605 (435 amino acids)
Biological process (GO): peptidyl-lysine hydroxylation; collagen fibril organization
Cellular component (GO): endoplasmic reticulum
Molecular function (GO): collagen binding; protein binding
Source: RefSeq, a predicted model, not a curated record